AUGGCUUCCCCCGCCCCCGCCACCACCCAAACAACCACCGAAAAGACCUCACAAAGGACCUUUACCAUUGGCACCCGCAAAUCCAAAUUGGCCCUCCUCCAAACAGACCUCGUCCUUGAGGCAUUGAAGAAGGCCUUCCCGCAAUAUGAAUAUAAGAUAUUUUCCAAGGAAACAGCUGGUGACCUGAACACCACUAUUGCCCUGCGAGAUUUCACCUCCAAGAACCUGUGGACAGAGGAAUUGGAGGAAUUGAUGAUCAGCGGACAGGUUGAUCUUAUCGUACACUCUCUGAAAGGUUCGAUAAAUCCCUCAGGCUCGAACAAAUUUCAAAUGCUGACGUCUUUCCACAUCUUAUCAGAUGUCCCCACUACUCUCCCCUCCUCCUGCAUGCUAGGUCCGAGCAUGCCCCGCGAAGAUAGCAGGGAUGUCCUCGUGGUGAAACACGGCCUGUCAUACAAGAGUCUCUCCGAAAUCCCCGCUGGCUCCGUAGUGGGAACCUCCUCUAUCCGUCGCACAGCACAAUUGGCCCGGAAAUACCCCCACCUAAAAGUCCAGGAUGUCCGCGGUAACAUCGGUACCCGUCUUGCUAAGCUGGACGCCGAAGAUAGUCCUUACACUUGCAUCAUCCUUGCGGCUGCGGGUCUCCUGCGCCUAGACCUGGCGGAUCGUAUCACGCAAUAUCUUGACUCCAAGAGCAGUGGCAUGCUCUACGCUGUUGGCCAGGGUGCUCUUGGUAUUGAGAUCCGCAAGGGGGAUAAGGUGCUGGAGGAUAUGCUGAACUCCAUUGGCGAUCAAGAUACCACUUUCUCUGUCUUGGCUGAGCGGAGCCUUCUGCGCACUCUCGAGGGUGGCUGCAGCGCCCCUCUCGGAGUUGAGACCAAAUGGAUCCAAAGCCCGGAGGGAAAGAAGCUGCUGCACAUGCACUCUGUCGUUGUCAGUGUCGAUGGCAAGGACUGUGCUCGGGUUGAGUUGGAAGCUGAUGUUACUUCCGCUGAAACUGCUGAGGCUUUCGGUAUCACUGUCGCCAAAGCCCUGGUGGCUGAUGGUGCCGGUGCCAUUCUCGAGACAAUCCAACAGAACAAAACCAAGGAGAACGCCUCUGCUUGA
Molecule: messenger RNA, 1107 nt
Organism: Penicillium soppii
Lineage: Eukaryota; Fungi; Ascomycota; Eurotiomycetes; Eurotiales; Aspergillaceae
Product: Porphobilinogen deaminase N-terminal
Exons: 1
Coding region: 1-1107 (368 amino acids)
Biological process (GO): heme biosynthetic process
Cellular component (GO): cytoplasm
Molecular function (GO): hydroxymethylbilane synthase activity
Source: RefSeq, a predicted model, not a curated record